AUGGGGAUAAGGUCCGGGGCUACCCUAAUGUUCUCGGGGAUAUUACUGGGUCUGGUGGGCAUGACUUUCACAGACAUGGGCUGGCUCAAGUAUGGUGUCAGCUGCAGUUUCAAGUGGACCCAGCUGCUCAGCCCCAUUCUGCUCUCUGUAGGAGGCACCUUCGUCCUAAUCAGCAUCUGUAAGUUCAGGAUGCUCUCCUGCCGGGCAUGUAAGCAGAGCGAUUAUGACAAAGACCUGUCUGAGUCGCUGGAGAUCCAAGGGUCUGGCCAAUCAUUUGUGUUCAACUGGAUCAAUCAGCCAAUCAUGUUCCACGGAGCUACAGUGGGGCAGUAUAUCCCGGCUCCGUACGGAUCAGUGACACAGGAAUUUCCCUGUCCCGAUGGAGGUCCGACCAAACGAACAUGCAAUAAUCCGCCCCAGUCGUCCUGGCUCAGCGGGCCCCAGAGCUGCAGCCCUCGGUCCCGGGACUCCAUGGCCUUUCAUCUCAAUCCCAUCCAACCACUCUCCAGCCUCCUCACAAGCACCACCACCCACACCACAGCCUCUGACCCUCAACCUCCAACCCCUGACUCCAUCAACACAGGUCUGGCUCCUGACAUUGUAUUACACAAGGAUUACACCAGUAACAAGAUGGUUGUGGUCUCUAAGUCCAUGUCAUUGUGUCACGAUCGUCGUAUUGAGUAG
Molecule: messenger RNA, 684 nt
Organism: Oncorhynchus keta (chum salmon)
Lineage: Eukaryota; Metazoa; Chordata; Actinopteri; Salmoniformes; Salmonidae
Gene: tmem174
Product: transmembrane protein 174
Exons: 3
Coding region: 1-684 (227 amino acids)
Source: RefSeq, a predicted model, not a curated record